AUGCUGGAAUCGCGGCUCCUUCCUGACCGGACCACCCUGAGGAGAUACACGGAAGCAGGGCUGGUGGCGUGGUCCCUCCGGUUCUGCCGGCAGCAUCAGGAGGUGCUGAGACACAUUCCGUGGCAGUUGGAGAGAGGACUGGCUGCCACGAUGGAGAGGGAGGAAGACGUAUUGACCCUCUAUAGUCCUGAGGUUCCUAAAAUGAAGAAUAGCCGUCAGUACCAGCAGCCCACCCUCCCCACCGACACGCACCCCACCGCCUCGAUGCCGCCCUGGAGGCGGCGGCAGCACGUGGACCAGACACGCAGCUACGUCCGGAUGUUCUGUGGCUGCCUCGGUGGCUUCGGCCUCCUGAUGCUGGCCUGCGUGUCCCCGCUGAGCUGGGUGCGGUUGCUGCUGGUGGAGAAUGGCCUCGAGCUCUACGCGGGACUCUGGACCUUAUGCAGCCGCGAGCUGUGCUGGGACCACACCCCCAAGCCACCCUAUUAUCUCCAGUACUCCAGGGCCUGCUUCCUCAUCUCUGUCCUCACCAUGCUCCUGAGCCUUGGCUGGCUCUUCAGCUCUUGCCUCCCUAGGAGUGGAAGCAUGACCGCCAACUUGGAUCUGAAGGUAUCCGUGCUCAGCUUCACCUCAGCCACCUGCUUACUCCUCUGCCUCAGAAUAUUUCGGGCGCAGGUCCUCUGGCACACUACGGACGCCAUACAGUCCGAGUUCCUGUGGGCCUAUUAUUUUGGAUGGUGGAGUGACCUGCUCUUCACAUGUGCUGGAAUUAUCUCUUUCCUCAAUCACGUAACUUCCAGAUCUCCUCCCCAUGAUGACGAUGUCCCCGUGGCCCCAGCAGAGGCGCCACGGCUGGGCAUUGGCCCGGUGACUGUGGAUUUGCCUGCUGAGGAUGAAGGCUCAACCCUCAAGAUGGAAUCUUAAACUCUAUUGCCCGUGACCAAAGAGCACUGUAUCAUUGUGUCCAAUCUAGCUGCAUCCCCACAUCAACCCUAUCUUGUUGAUACAGUGUUCAUGGAGACUUAG
This is a messenger RNA of Tupaia belangeri chinensis (Chinese tree shrew), 1026 nucleotides long. RefSeq names its product transmembrane protein 202 (gene TMEM202). The transcript has 7 exons. The record is from RefSeq and is a predicted model, not a curated record. Gene Ontology annotation, cellular component: plasma membrane. Lineage: Eukaryota; Metazoa; Chordata; Mammalia; Scandentia; Tupaiidae.